Messenger RNA from Trypanosoma rangeli, 1569 nucleotides. Its product is annotated as glycosyltransferase. NCBI's taxonomy places the organism in Eukaryota, Euglenozoa, Kinetoplastea, Trypanosomatida, Trypanosomatidae. The record is from RefSeq and is a predicted model, not a curated record. The coding region runs from base 1 to 1569 and encodes 522 amino acids. The transcript has a single exon. Gene Ontology annotation, molecular function: glycosyltransferase activity.
AUGGCGCGGUCGUGGCGUACGCGUGCACACGGAUGGGGUGUGGCUUCCCCAAAGAAGUUGCUGCGCGGUGCUUUCCUGUUCUUGCUUUCUGCAGCCGUUGCGUCUUGGCUGCUUCUAGGGGGUGGCGUUCAGAGCGAAGGGAACAAUGAGAGGGGUAACUUACUGGGGAAGGUACUUCACAGGCCUUCUGCACAUCAUUUUGUCCCCUUGUCCACGAAGCACACGCCUCCACAGGGCUUUUUGCUGGCACACACCAACAAAGUUGCUCCGUCCGUCGUCUCAUUGAAAACGUCGUUCGCGGGAAAUACAGCUAACGAGAUUGUGGUGCAAAACAACCCUGGCACCAUCAAGCACGCCAUAUUCGCGAACAGCAGCGCCGACGGGGGAGCUUUUAUCACAAAGAUCAAAAGACUUAGCUACUGCCACUACGAGGUUCACAAUUUUUGUGUGGAUCGGGGGACGUUGUUGUUUUUCCAUCACCCGAUGCAGGGAACACGCAAGGCUAAGCAGGGCCUGCGCGCAUGUAAUGAGUUUUCCCGCCAUAGCCCAUCCAUAUACAUUAAGUAUUGGUCCAUUGCGCUUUCGAAUUCUACGCUUGAACCUCUUCCUGCGCCGCUUAACACCGUCACCAAAGGAUGGAUUUUGCAGUUUUGGUGUCAAGAUCUUUUCCACAUGACCCUUUCGCUUCUUCCAGCGUUUCAUACCAAACGGGACGUUGGGCAACAAGAUGCUGAUGUGUACAUUCGAAUAGCGAGGGGUAUACGAAGGAAAGGUGGUUAUUGUAACGUUAAACUUGGCGACCCACAGAACUUUGAGAACCCGAGAAACAUAAAAUACAAUCAAGAUCAUCAAUUUCCGUUUGCAGGAAAUCCAUAUUGGCCAUUCUACCGGAUCUUGACCAGUCGCUCAGAGAAGAUUCAUCCGCUAAAAUCGGGUACAAGUCUGCAAGCCGCGUGUUACCAGCACGGGGUUAUUGACAAACGUUACAUCAAGAGCAUGAUGGGUUCGGAGGCACGGAACUAUAGUGUCAGUGUUUUGGAAAUGAUGGGGGUACCGCCUGGUCAACCACGACCUUGCGGGAGCAAAUAUCGUGCUACAAUGAUUGACCGACGAGGACGUACACGCCGGCUAACUAACAUACCAGAUAUUGUUCAAAUUAUGCAAAGUAUGGGAUUUGAUUCCCAGGUCGUGGCCUUUGAGACGCUACCCAUUCGCGAACAACUUCGCAUUGUCACAAUGACCGACCUUUUGAUUGGAGUUCAUGGAAAUGGACUCAUGUGGCUACAAUUCUUGCCCCCAGGAUCCGCGGUGAUUGAGCUGGUAGGGGUGUGGUAUACACCAUACACACUGCUGUGGGGGCACAGCUAUUUUCAUUCCAAAGAUGGGAAUAACCCAGAAUACAAGCAGCGAGGCGAGUACCACCCAUUUGCGCACAACAUCACUGAGGUGCGCGAACUUCUGGCGAAAGCCAAAGGGGCUCUUGACCGUACUAGAUGUGGCAAAACACCUUUUAAUCCGCCAAAUGAACAACUUUCCAACUUAUACUCUAGUUGUGCACCACACUGUUGA